CUAAUCUCUCCUCUAUAAUCUGUAAGUGGCGCGUAUUUUUCGUGAUACUCGUUGUUACUGCUUUGACUGUCACUCAGCUUUUAGGUUUUUAAGAUUCAAUCAUGCAGACGUUUUUUCUUCGUCAAUAAAGUGUUGUACAGCUUAAUUUUGAAUUCGGGUUUUUGAGAUUUUGUCCCGAUUUUGGUAUAUCAUCAGAUUUUGAAAAAAAAAAAAAACAAUUUUAAUACUUCUUCUGAUCGUUAUCUGAAUCUGAAUGAAAUGACAAACACGAAAGCUGGGAUGUUGUUGCUGUUUUUUCUCUGUUUCAAUGUGAUCUUACAUACAGUGAUUUCCGUAGAUCCACAUACUUGUCCUGCAAAUCUUGAUGGUGAUUGUGAUUUCGACGAUUCAGCUGAAUGGGAAGGGGAAUUUUUUCCUGGGAUUCCCAAAAUUAAAUACGAGGGACCCAAAAGCAAAAAUCCACUUGCAUAUAAAUGGUAUAAUCCGAAUGAGGAGAUUCUUGGAAAGAAUAUGAAGGAUUGGAUGCGAUUUAGUGUUGCUUUUUGGCACACUUUUCGUGGAACAGGUGGUGACCCUUUUGGUGCAGCUACUAAAAUGUGGCCAUGGGAAGAUGGUAGUAAUUCUUUAGCCAUGGCAAAGAGAAGAAUGAGGGCAAAUUUUGAGUUCCUAGAGAAGCUUGGAGUUGAUAGGUGGUGUUUUCAUGAUAGAGACAUUGCUCCAGAUGGUGAAACAUUAGAGGAAACUAAUGCAAAUCUUGAUGAAAUUGUGGCUCUUGCAAAAGAACUUCAGGGGACAAAAAUUCGUCCUUUAUGGGGUACAGCUCAGUUGUUCAUGCAUCCCCGCUACAUGCAUGGUGGUGCCACCAGCCCUGAAAUUGGAGUCUAUGCAUAUGCUGCAGCUCAAGUCAAGAAAGCAAUAGAGGUUACACAUUAUCUAGGGGGUGAAAAUUAUGUCUUUUGGGGUGGUCGUGAGGGUUAUCAGACUCUUCUCAACACUGAUAUGGAGAGAGAGCUUGAUCAUAUGGCACGGUUUUUUGAAGCUGCAGUAGCUUAUAAAAAGAAGAUUGGAUUCACUGGAACACUUCUUAUUGAGCCUAAGCCUCAAGAACCCACAAAGCACCAGUAUGAUUGGGAUGCUGCCACUGCUGCUAAUUUCUUAAGGAAGUAUGGACUUAUAGGAGAAUUCAAAUUGAAUAUCGAAUGCAAUCAUGCUACUCUAUCUGGUCACAGUUGUCACCAUGAGCUUGAAACUGCAAGAAUCAAUGGUUUAUUAGGAAACAUUGAUGCCAACACUGGUGACCCUCAAGUAGGAUGGGAUACAGAUCAGUUUUUGAUGGAUGUCAAUGAAGCCACUUUGGUUAUGCUCAGUGUCAUCAAGAAUGGUGGACUUUCACCUGGGGGAUUCAAUUUUGAUGCCAAAUUACGAAGGGAAAGUACAGAUGUUGAAGACUUAUUUAUUGCUCAUAUUGCUGGUAUGGAUACGCUUGCACGUGGUCUUCGUAAUGCUGCAAAGCUACUUGAGGAUGGAUCUUUAACAGAGCUUGUGCGCAAGAGAUAUCAGAGCUUUGAUUCAGAACUUGGUGCCCAAAUCGAGGCUGGAAAAGCUGAUUUUGAGUUGUUGGAAAAGAAAGCUAUGGAAUGGGGAGAACCUACAGUUCCUUCUGGCAAACAGGAACUUGCGGAGAUGAUUUUCCAAUCUGCAAUAGAUCGAGACGAACACCUUUUCAUCUCCUUCUAUCUUCAAAUCCUACUCCCAGUAUCUCACGUUUUUCGCAAUCAAUCCUCUCGAACCCAUCGGAAUUUUCUUAUAGGCAGAUUCUCCGCUUCAGAGAUUUGGGAUUCUGCCUUUGAAGACGAAGCGAUCUGA
Molecule: messenger RNA, 1866 nt
Organism: Lactuca saligna
Lineage: Eukaryota; Viridiplantae; Streptophyta; Magnoliopsida; Asterales; Asteraceae
Source: the annotation of a GenBank genome assembly